Messenger RNA from Scatophagus argus, 3540 nucleotides. RefSeq names its product zinc finger protein 567. The transcript is spliced from 8 exons. NCBI's taxonomy places the organism in Eukaryota, Metazoa, Chordata, Actinopteri, Scatophagidae. Gene Ontology annotation, biological process: regulation of transcription by RNA polymerase II. The record is from RefSeq and is a predicted model, not a curated record. Gene Ontology annotation, molecular function: DNA-binding transcription factor activity; RNA polymerase II cis-regulatory region sequence-specific DNA binding. The coding region runs from base 202 to 2673 and encodes 823 amino acids.
CCAGUCGGUAGAUGGCAACGCUGUGUCCAAUUCAACCACUUGAGUUUUCAAGAGACCCUCGCUGAUCUUGUGGGCAUGCAUGCACAUACUGCUCUUCUCGUGUAAUACAUUGUAACUUCAUUUUACAGUGAACAUUAAGACCUCGCGACUGCUUCAACUCGCCCGCGUACAUCUCGCGUACCAAAAAGCAACCUUAAAACCAUGUCGACAGUCUUUUCCUUUCAGACACAGCUCGUCUCCAUCAUGGACGCGUUAUCCAAAACAGCUGUAAUGGAAAUAAGCAAACUGGUCGAGAUCGAGUCUAAGAUGCUGAAAAUAGAGAUAACUCGAGGGCGGAACGAGAUUGCCUCGCUCACAGAGAAACUGCAGCUGAUGGAGAAAUUGCUUUUCAUUGCACAGGGGAGCAGGCAGGACGCAGCAGUUGCAGCGUGCUCAGUGGUGAGGGGCGGUUGUGAGGAUGGAGUGCCAGAGCCUGACAGGACGAGACCUGCCAUAAAAAGUGAGAGUCCAUGGGAAAGCAUAACUUCGUGCACCGAGAGGAACAGUUUGCAUCAAGGUGAAGAGCAUGCAGCAGCAGGACCUGAACUCCCAAAUCCAUCAAAAGAGCAGCCUGAAUUGAUAGUUGUAAAGGAAGAGCCAUCAGAAUUGGACAAUGGAGGCACCGAACAAGAUAAAACAGGUGAAAACAGAAGGGAAGCAGUCGCAGACACUGAGAAGAGUCCAGAUGAGACCCAGCGUCCUAAACCCAUUGCAGAACAUCAGCAGCCUCUGUUUCCUGACAGCUUUGUGAUCCUGAGCACCCAGUCGUCUCUCACUGGACCAGGGAGGAGGGAAGUGCAGUGGAAUCCACUGCUGACACCUGCACACACAAACCUUGAGGCGGGGAAAGGUUUGGCUCAAAAUGCUGCCUCCCAAAGCCUGAGUGUGCUCAGGAAUAUGAAGCUUCACAACUUGAGGAACUCGGCUGCUAAGAGGUUUGGCUGCUUGCAGUGCGGCAAGAGCUUCAGAUGCUUUAGCCAGCUUGAAAUACACCAAAGAAGUCACACGGGAGAGAAACCGUUCAGGUGCACACUUUGUGGAAAGAGAUACGCACAAAAGGGGCAUCUGUAUACACACCAGCGCACACACACUGGGGAGAAGCCAUACCGCUGUCCCAUUUGUGGAAAGGGCUUUAUUCAGAAAUGCACUCUCGAUAUGCAUCAGCGGACACACACCGGAGAAAAACCUUUUGUUUGUAUCAAGUGUGGCAAGGGUUUUACAAAGAACUGUAAUCUGAAAAAACACCUCGCGGUACAUCUAGAUCCUAGCUUGAACAUGUAUGGUAGUGACUCUAAUGCACCGACAUUUAGUGGGACAUUCAUAAAUGGAACCACUAAACAGACCUCGGUGUGUGUGUCAUGCGGUAAAGCGGGUGUGUCGUGUCCUACGUUCUACUCCGGACCCGUUUCCCACAAUCCCUUGCGGCGCUACGCUAUCGCACAUUUGAUUAAAAAGGCAACGUCGCUAAACUGGGAAUCCUGCCAAAAUUUCGAAAUAUUCAUCCUCCCCGUCGAGAUGAUGUGCGACACCACGAACCGAAAUUUUCGCACGCAGCUGGCAGCUGUCCUGGACAAGCUAACGAAGGCGGCUUUGGUUGAAAUAGGCAACCUGGCGGACGAAUGCUCUUCCGUCCUUCACACCGAGAUAUCCCUGCACAAGACGGAGAACGAGGCGCUGAAGAAGAGGUGCUACUCACUGGAGGUCCAGCUGAGAGCAGCGAGGGAGGCGCAGACAUAUCCCUCACAUGUCAACAGUGUCAGCCGCAGACACCUCGCAGAACAGCAGCAAUCUGCUCCAGCUAUCGAUGGAGUUUUUGGAAAGGACUGGUGCAUGGAUCUGUGGAGAGAAGAUAAACUCCCAUCUCAAAGAAAAGAGACGGUGGAACCUGCUGCUAUGACAAGCAUAGAAGCGCAGGGAAUCGACUUAUUAGACAGAGAGCCUGAUCUCAUCUUUGUCAAGGAGGAGACAUAUGAUGAUCAUCCCAUUGGUCAACAGAUGAGGCUUACAGAUAACAGAAAAGUUGCUGGGAUUUUUGAGGAGGACAACAUGCUUCAUAGAUCAGUCGAUGAGCUGCAGCUUCACUCAGGGGAAUUAAACAACUUCCCCAUGAUGGCUGACAGUCAGUCACAACUACGCACACAGCCAACAAUUAUGGACAAGUUAAUAGAUGAUGCCACGAUGAGCACUCUGAUUGACAACACAAACCCUCCUUCAGCUACCGCUGAGUACUCCGACUAUACGAACAAUAUCCACAUGAAUGCAACCAAAGAAUUCGCCAUUCAGCCAAAACCUGUGAAGCCAGCCAAACAGUUCGAGUGCUUAUUCUGUGGGAAAAUAUUCAACUAUUUGAGCAGUUUAAAAGUCCACGUCAGGCGACACUCUGGCGAGAAGCCUUUCAGCUGCUCAGUUUGCGGUAAGAGGUUUGCACAGAAAACGUACCUGAAACUGCACCAGCGUGUGCACUCCGGGGAGAAACCUUACAGCUGUCCAGACUGCGGAAAAAGUUUUUCCCAGAAAAGCUCUCUGAACAUACACCUUCGAACACACACUGGUGAAAAGCCUUAUAGCUGUGUAGACUGUGGGAAAUGUUAUGCAUAUAAGUAUGGUUUAAAUCACCACCAGUGUUUCAACUGACAGAUCAAACCUCAUGGUCCAGAGUAAGAAGUCCACUCUGAUCAGAACUGCUACUUAAAAGUGCUCCCUGUAUUGCUCAGAGUGGCCCAACAUGUGCCAAAAUGUCCAUAUGAAUUGCAGAGGUAGAGGUAAAGUGUACAUUUUCUCCAUCUAUAUCAAAGAAAAGCUUUUUUUUCAGCCCAUAUGGUUAGUGGUGUUGUGUCUUUAGCUUUAAUGCUAAGACAUGUUGUAGCAGUCAAACAGGGAUAUAGAGAAAAAUCUGUCAUUUCUAGUAUGUCAUUUGAUUGGGUGGAACUGGGUUAAUUCGACUGGUUGGGGGCUUCAUCGGCAAAUGUUUGAUGCCCUAAAGUCGAGUCAGUUUCACAUCAUAACUGGUAAGCGUCACAGAUCAGAUGACGUACAUUUGCUGCCUACUUUUACAUGUGAGUUGCUCGUCCCAAUGAUACUUACAAUCCAUUCAUUGCACAUUGUCAUAGGAUUUUAACAUGUUAUACAUACCUCAGUGUCAGAUUUCCGACCACAAAAGGCUUUUGUCAAAUAAUGCCAAAAUACUUACUUUUGACAAGUGCUUCAUUGUUUGCACACAUUGCACAGACCAUCAAAACUACCUCUUCACAACAAUGUAGAUGAGAAAAACUCAGCCUGUUUGCUUUGUUGCUGCUUAAUUUUUUUCCUCCUAUGUCAUUACUCAUUGGUUGUCACUUACAUGGACAGACAAGUGGGUAGGUAUAUUUCUUCAGAAACUGUCAGAUCAUCUUUAAAUUACUGAGAAGUUAUUUGGAUCUACAUGUUGUCACAGUUCAAAAAUGUUUUUGUAUGGCUUGUUAUAGAAGCCAGAUUUUAUUAUCACUGUGCUGUCAAGCCAAA